AUGGUGUUCUCCGCAAACGCUGCAGUGGUGAAAGAAAAUAAAGCCUAUCUAGCCAAUUUCGCACAUCCAGAGCGGAAAGGAGAAAGAUAUUUCUUCGAGCAAUGGUUCACCAAGAAUGGUUACGAAUGUGUAGGAGACCGAGAUAUCACGUUUGAAGGAGCUGGUGACGCUUUAUGGGGUGGAGCUGGUUAUCGCACUUUGUUCACUGGCGUUGGACCGAGAACUGAUGUACGUGCCCUGAAGGAUAUCACUGAGAAGCUCACCGACGGUUCAUCAUGGAAGGCCCUUGGAUGUCGAUUAGUAGACCCACGGUUUUACCAUAUCGACACUGCUUUUUGCCCACUGAAUGAGGAACUGGCCAUGUAUUACCCAUAUGCCUUCGACCAUAUCAGUCAGCACAACAUGCACAAUGAAACUGAUCUCUUACCAGUGUCUGACAAAGAAGCACGUAAUUUCGCCUGCAACGCCGUUGUGGUAGGACGAAAUAUUGUGAUGCACCAAGGAAACGAUGAAAUUGCAGGGCAGUUGGAAAAGCUCGGUUUCAGCGUUAAAUACGUGGAUAUGAGCGAAUUCAUCAAGAGCGGUGGUUCGGCAAAAUGUUGCACUUUGGCUAUCUAA
Molecule: messenger RNA, 618 nt
Organism: Ostertagia ostertagi
Lineage: Eukaryota; Metazoa; Nematoda; Chromadorea; Rhabditida; Trichostrongylidae
Source: the annotation of a GenBank genome assembly